UUUCUGUGUAGGGAGAUAAGGGAUGGCCAGGUCUGCCAGGUGGACAGGGACUUCCUGGACCACAGGGAAAUCCAGGUGAUAUGGGACAUGCUGGACCUCCAGGACCCCCAGGACAACCAGGAAACGCAGGACAGCGUGGAUCUAGUGGCCGUGAUGGAGAGCCAGGUGCCGUCGGAUUACCAGGACCACAGGGACCUCGAGGACCAUCCGGAAAUGAUGGUGAUUCCGGUCCAGCUGGACCACAAGGACCCCGUGGAGCACCAGGACCUCCAGGAUACGCCAUGGCAAGGCCAAGCCCACAAACAUCAUCUAAAGGAGGUGACUGGAUGUACGAUCAAGCUCUUAUGGCACUCCCAUCGAAAUUCCUGACAAGCUUACAGGAUUCCAUCUCCCGUUUAGUUGUACCAGACGGAUCCAAGGAUGCACCUGCCCGAGAUUGCGCCCAAUUAUAUGAUACUCAGACUGAAGAGGCUAGAGCACAACUCAAAAACGGGUUUUUCAUGAUCGACCCCGAUGGUAUGGAGAUUAAUAACGCAAUCAGAGCAUACUGUAGGUUUGAGGAGAGAGAGACAUGUAUAACACCGGGAAUUAAUGAGUUAACAUGGGAUACCGUUGAAUCAUUCAUUGAUAGCAUAAAAGAGUUCUAUUACAAAGCCGAUAAUACGCAGCUCAGUAGUUUACAAUUGGCCAGUGAGGAAGCACGACAAACUAUUACAUACAAGUGUCUAAAUCACGAUAUACACCUCGCCACCACCUCCUUUGAAACCUUCCAAGGCAUUGAUGUCAUGGCCAACAAGCCAAACGGUGCUAAGCCCCGCCAUGUUGAUGUUAAGAUAGACGAGGAUAACUGCAAUGUUAGUAAUUUUAUCACAUGAUUAAAAAUAGCCUCA
Mizuhopecten yessoensis (Yesso scallop) is the source of this 890-nucleotide messenger RNA. Its product is annotated as collagen alpha-1(I) chain-like. Gene Ontology annotation, molecular function: extracellular matrix structural constituent. The transcript is spliced from 11 exons. Bases 81 to 875 code for a protein of 264 amino acids. The record is from RefSeq and is a predicted model, not a curated record. Lineage: Eukaryota; Metazoa; Mollusca; Bivalvia; Pectinida; Pectinidae.